Messenger RNA from Fusarium graminearum PH-1, 1965 nucleotides. RefSeq lists its product as uncharacterized. The transcript has a single exon. Gene Ontology annotation, molecular function: protein binding. NCBI's taxonomy places the organism in Eukaryota, Fungi, Ascomycota, Sordariomycetes, Hypocreales, Nectriaceae. The record is from RefSeq and is a predicted model, not a curated record. Bases 1 to 1965 code for a protein of 654 amino acids.
AUGUCGGCCGUGAGAAUCGUCCUGCCGAAAUCGUGGGAUAUCGAGGUCAACAACCAAAAUCUGGAAUAUGUCGACUCUGCGACAGGUGUACUUCGAAAGCUACGAGCAGCAGUGGAUAGAAACCCCUCUGCGAUCGUGCUGCGUGGACAGAGCAAGAUCCUAGUCAAGGUGGCUGAUGAAAUUGUUCGGUACUGCAAAGAAGCUGAAAUCUACGAAUUGGGAGAAGUUGCGACAUCAGAUUACAGGACGAGGCAGUUGUGGCCAACCAUUGAGAAUGCACCUAACGGAGGUGCUUCGCUUCCUGAAGAUCACUCCGAUGAAAUUUGGGUGCACAAGGAGUAUCAGCAGCACUUUAUUACGGUGCCAUAUGAAAAGAUUCCAAGGCCUGCGGAAUGGACAAACGACAAUUUCGAGCAAUACAUCGCCACGUUAUGCUACGGGAAAAUACCUUCACAUCUGGCAAUUCCAUUUUACGGCGAGCGGCGGACAAAUGGAAGAUUCAUCGAUACCGAUGGUAUCAGGAUCAAACUCAUUGUCGAUGCUUUCCAAGACCCCACAGCCAGGCCGUUUAUCACAGCCCCUGUCUUGAAGAUGGCUAUAUCCAUGAUGGCCUUCCGAGGCGGUCAUCGUGCCUCGGCUAGUCACCUUGUGCAGUUGGGUGAGGAAUGGGGUACGCCCAUGGACACCGAUAUCUACAACAUCAUGCUUGAAGGUUACGUUCACAAGCGCGACAUCGGCUUCUUCUAUGGGUUCCUUCGAAGAAUGGAGGCUCGCUAUCAUCACCCCAAUAUCCGGACAUGGUUACUAUUCCUUCAACUUGUCAAAGGAGAGGAUGAACGGAGACAGGUCAUUGUGGCCAUGUACCAGCUGGGAAUGUUCAAUCAUGUGGCUACGCGUCGUGGCAUUGCCGAUGUCAUGGCUCCUAUGGACGCAUACGCUGCCCUGAAGGCCGGGACUCCUUUAAAGACCUUUUUGACCGAGCAGAACGAGCGCUAUCUCAAGGACUGGCUAGCCAUCGAUGGUCUCAACGGUAUCAUCACGGAGUUUCUCCGCUUUCACCGUCCAGAAGAUCCUCGAAUUGAAGAUUGCAAGACUUUGAUAGAUACGCACGUCAGCUCGGGUCAACGACUUGAGUUGAAAACCAUCAACAUCUUUAUCAGACAUGCUGCUCUGACUCGCGAUUGGGAUACCGCUUUCUGGGCGCUGAGUCUAUUCAAGGAGACGGGCUGCGAGCCUGAUCAGGAAACCUACGCUGGUCUCAUGUCUCUCUCCAUUCAAACACGCUCACCACAUGCCCUCGGAACCGUCUACUUCUACGGAGUCCUCCACCGCAAGCUCAAGAAGGCCUCGCGGCAGAUGCUUAGUAAAAUACUGCUUCGCACACACCCCGAUCGAUUUUGGAAAAAGGUUCAGCAUCAGCCGGGCAUCUUUCCCAGGCAGGCUAUCCCCGAGCUUCAUUACAGGAAGAUUUUCAAUUUGCGGACCAUCAUGUCCCGCAUCGAGCGCGUCAUUUUAGACAAAUGGGCAGGCUACGUGCCAGCCAAACCUCUUGAGCGUUCCCUCGAACUCGCGUAUCGCUCCAACGAUCAGCCUAUGCACAACCAGAUUGCCAGCGGCCAGUCGAUUCAGGUGCAGGACCUCAUUGUCAAGCUCCGCAGGGUGGAUGGGCAGCCAGGUAAUAUCAAUGUGCGCCUCAAGGGUCGUUUUGACCCUGAGCGCAUGGUUGAGAACUGGAGGGCGUCUGGGGCAGAGCCAGACGAAGUAAAUCAAAACAAUGACUCAGAUGAGCCUGACAGUUGGCCUGAUCUCGAGACACUACCGGAAGGCCAAGAAGCGGACCAUGAGCGUGAAGGCGAUGUACAAGAAGGCCUUUCAGGUGUUCAAGAUACAAAUUCUUCCACGAAGACGAAUUUGAAAGAGCUCGAUUCGAAAGUCAUGGAAGAUGGAGAGAACAACAAGACAUAA